This is a messenger RNA of Morone saxatilis (striped sea-bass), 1533 nucleotides long. Its product is annotated as discs large homolog 1-like protein. Gene Ontology annotation, molecular function: protein binding. The record is from RefSeq and is a predicted model, not a curated record. Lineage: Eukaryota; Metazoa; Chordata; Actinopteri; Moronidae. Gene Ontology annotation, cellular component: postsynaptic density membrane; neuron projection; neuromuscular junction. Gene Ontology annotation, biological process: chemical synaptic transmission; neurotransmitter receptor localization to postsynaptic specialization membrane. The transcript has 11 exons. The coding region runs from base 1 to 1533 and encodes 510 amino acids.
AUGACCACACAUUACCCCCGGCAGGAGUUCACAUCCAAGGCCAUGAACGGAGCUGAGAAGAAGCUUCCACGGGUCAACAUCAACCUGCAGGAGUCCAUCGCCCACCUGCAUCCGCUCCAGAGGCAGCACGCCAUCGAGCUCCACCGACAGCAGCAGCAGCAGCAGCAGCAGCAGCAGCCAAAGUGUCCGCAGGUGCAGGCGUCUCUGUCGACGUUCACCACCUGCACCGUGCCGGCGUCCUGCCGAGCUCGCAGUCGUUUCCUCAACCUGCGAGACAGCGUCAAGAAAAGCCCGACCAAGAGUACCGCUAAAGUGGUCGGCAGCAGCCUCGCAGCAAGCAGACCGGAAAUACCCUGGAUUGUUCAGCAGGCCGAGGCCACCCCGCCCUCCUCUCCCAUAAUCCCUGUGAUCCCGGUCUCGCCAAUCGCAGCCGAGACCACCAUCAUCCCUCCGACGUCACAGGCCAACCCUCCCCCUGUGGUGGUCAACACAGACAGCCUGGACACGCCUCCAUAUGUGAACGGGACGGAGGCUGAUUACGAGUACGAGGAGAUCACACUGGAGAGGGGUAACUCGGGACUGGGCUUCAGCAUCGCGGGCGGCACAGACAACCCCCACAUCGGCGAAGACCCGAGCAUCUUCAUCACCAAAGUCAUACCUGGAGGAGCCGCCGCUCAGGACGGACGGCUAAGGGUCAACGAUGUCAUCCUGAGAGUUAACGAGGUGGACGUUCGGGAUGUGACCCACAGCCGAGCUGUGGAGGCUCUGAAGGAGGCCGGCUCGCUGGUGCGACUCUACGUCCGCAGGAGGAAACCCGUCUCGGAGAAAGUGAUGGAGAUCAAACUGGUGAAAGGCCCCAAAGGUCUUGGCUUCAGUAUAGCAGGCGGCGUGGGGAACCAGCACAUCCCGGGCGACAACAGCAUCUAUGUCACCAAGAUCAUCGAAGGAGGAGCUGCACAUAAAGACGGGAGGCUGCAGAUCGGAGACAAACUGCUGGCUGUGAACAGUGCUUGCCUGGAGGAGGUGAGCCACGAACACGCCGUCACUGCCUUGAAAAACACUCCUGACGUGGUCUACUUGAAAGUGGCUAAACCCAACAGUGUCUUCAUGAACGACAGCUUCGCCCCGCCCGACCUCACCAACUCGUACUCCCAGCACAUGGAGAACCAUAUCAGCCCCCCCAACUUCCUGGGUCAGUCCCUCCCCCCACCAGCAUCCUCGGGACGCUACUCCCCGACCCCGAAGAGCAUGCUGGGAGACGACGAUGUCACCCGGGAGCCCAGGAAGGUGGUGCUGCACAGAGGAGCAACAGGACUGGGCUUCAACAUCGUGGGCGGGGAGGACGGGGAGGGAAUCUUCAUCUCCUUCAUCCUCGCCGGAGGACCAGCUGAUCUCUGUGGAGAGCUGAGGAAAGGAGACAGACUCGUCUCUAGGCGAGGGUUAUUCUCUGAAGCACCCCAGGCUGGGCCAACGGUUCAGGAGCCGUCCUCUCCGAUUAGGGCUGCUCAUCAGCCCUUAGAGAGUGGAGUCUGA